UUAAACCUUAGACCAUGUGUGGUGACGCCUUUUAGAUCUCCGAAUUUGUAGGAAAAUUUUCCCCUUUCGAUUCGGCCAAACAAAAUUUGUAAUUUAUCAAAAACACCCAAAAUUGUAGUAAAUUUUACUUCCUAAUAAGGCCGCGGGGACUUUGCGAAGUUUUAUAGACAGAACAAUGUGCUCCCGCCUCACGAGAGACCUCCUUAAGCGACUGCCCCAUGCCCACACGCUCCAUGUGGGUCUGAUGAGGCUGCCGGUGCGCUACUCCGGCGAUUAUCCGACGGAGAUGGACUGCGCCACGUUUAAGGCUUACAGAGCGAAGAUCGCCAAGGCUGUCCAAAAGCGCAAGGAGGCCAGAAAAAAGAGCAACGCCGCCCAACAGGUCAAGAAGGAUGCGGCUCGACUGAAGAAGCAGCUAGACAAGUGCAUCGAGGUAAAGACCAGGGGCAUGAAGGAGCAGGUCGAGUGCAUGUCUGAGGAGGAGAAGAAGGCCAUGGGGGAUAUGAUGGAUUGCGUGAUGGCGGGCAUUAAAAGUACUUGCCUGAAACAGGUGCUCAAAAGGUACUGCAAGGAGCAGGAGAUGAAGCGCCGCUACGCACGGCUGAUCAAGGAGAAGCAUAUAAAGGACAUGGUCAAGAAGUGUGCCUCCGAGUUGAAAACAGAUGCAGACUCGGCGAAGUGCGACGAUCCCGAGGCAGAGCAGGCCGAAAUGGAGCACGAGAAACAGGCGGCCAUUGCACAGAUGUGUGAGGAGAGGGAACAAAAUGAAAAGUGCAUGGCCGAGGUCACCAAGCUUCUGGAAGACGCAACCUGCAAGAAGGAUAAGGAAUCGAAGUCCAAAAAGACUGAUGGCAAAGAUUCUGAUAAGCCCAAAAAGUCCAAAGAGAAAGUUAGUAAGGCGCCAAAAAAGAAAAGUGAAAAAGCUAAUGGUCCCAAUGAAGAUUGUAAGCCUGAAACAAAUUCACGAUCAGGCAAACCAAAGGAAAAGGACGCAAAAGCAAAGGGUUCGGACAAAAAGAAAGGAAAAGAUUCUAAGAACGUGGAAUCGAAAUGCAAGGACUCUAAAAAGGGAGCACAAACAGAAGCGAAGAAAACUGGAACGAAAUCCAAAGAACAGGCCGAUGAAUCCGAGCCACCUUCUAAGUCGCCAUUUGCCAAAAAGAUGGAGAAAUGCAUGUGCGAGGAAUUAAACGAUGUUGCAGAGGUCCACAAGCGGAUGAGCCCUAAGAAAAAGAAGCAACUUUCUGGCUUCCAGGACUGCCUUGCGGCGCAGAUUAAGGAGAGAUGUCGCAAGAAGGUAGUAAAGGAGAUGUGCGAUGAUAUCAGAGGAAAGCCCGAGCCAAAAGAAGAUAAAUGCAAAGGUCAGGGUGACGCCAAAAAGAAGCCGAAGGGACCAAUUGAGGAGCGCGUCCAGGAAAACUGGAAGGACGUGUGUCCUUUAAUUCAGCACCUAACCGAAAAACAUGGUGUCGAUUUCGCCGAAACGUCAUGUGAAGUGGAGGAACUUAUUAAGAAGACUUGUCAAGAAGAGGCCGAAUCUGAAAAGGGAGAAGAUAAACAAAUGUUGGAAAAGUGUAAGAGUGAGGCUUUCCAAAAGAAAUGCAAAGCUUUAAAGGAAGAGAGAAAACAAAGAGACAAGGAAAUGGAAAAACGUCGCGCUGAAGAAGAACUGAAAAAGAAAUGCGAAGCGGACAAACAAAAGCAAAAAAACCGAGAAAUGAAGAAGAAACGAGAAGAAGAAGACCGAAUGCAGAAGUGCAAAGAGAACGAAGUUAUGACAAGUUGCAUGGAGGAAGAACUUAGAAAAACAUGCGAGAAGAAACUAUCUGAAGAAGAGCCAUGUUUGACCCCCGAAGAAAGAGAACAGAAAGAGAAAUGUGAAGAACAACAGAUUCUUACGAAAUGCAAAAAGAAAAUGUUGGAGAGCCGACGUCAAUACCAGGAAAAGAAGAAAAAGGAGGAAGAAAAGCAGAAGGAACUUGAGAGAAAAAAGCAGUGCGAAGAGUUAAAGAAGCAAGAAGAAGAAAAUAAGAAAAAAAUGGCAGAAGAGAAGAAACAAAAGGAGCAAUAUGAAAUGUUAAAAAAAUGCGAAGAAGCCAAAACGAAGACACAGUGCGAAGAGCUCAAACAAAAGGAGAAAACGGCCGAAGAGGCUAGAGUUUGCAAUGAGCCAAAAAAUAAAAAAGAAAAGACAACUGUAGAUCAUUCUAAGGCAAAAGCGCAAGAAAAAGAUCAGGAAAUGAAACGGAAAUCCGCUGAGACAAAGCAGUGCGAAGCUCAAAAAAAAGAAAAUGAAUCUAAAAAGAAAGCGGAAGAAGAGAAGAAAAGAAAAGAGCAGGAUGAAAUGAAAAAGAAAUGCGCUGAGGCUGAGUUGAAGAAGCAGUGCGAAGCGCUUAAGAAAGAAAAAGCAUCAAAAAAGAAAGCGGAAGAAGAGAAGAAAAAGAAAGAGCAGGAUGAAAGCAAGAAGAAAUGCGCUGAGGCUGAAUUGAAGAAACAGUGCGAAGCGCUUAAGAAAGAAAAAGCAACAAAAAAGAAAGCGGAAGAAGAGAAGAAAAAGAAAGAGCAGGAUGAAAUGAAAAAGAAAUGCGCUGAGGCUGAAUUAAAGAAGCAGUGCGAAGCGGUUAAGAAAGAAAAAGCAUCAAAAAAGAAGGCGGAAGAAGAGAAGAAAAAGAAAGAGCAGGAUGAAAUGAAAAAGAAAUGCGCUGAGGCUGAAUUAAAGAAGCAGUGCGAAGCGCUUAAGAAAGAAAAAGCAUCAAAAAAGAAAGCGGACGAAGAGAAGAAAACGAAAGAGCAGGAUGAAAGCAAGAAGAAAUGCGCUGAGGCUGAAUUAAAGAAACAGUGCGAAGCGCUUAAGAAAGAAAAAGCAUCAAAAAAGAAAGCGGAAGAAGAGAACAAAAAGAAAGAGCAGGAUGAAAGCAAGAAGAAAUGCGCUGAUGCUGAAUUGAAGAAGCAGUGCGAAGCGGUUAAGAAAGAAAAAGCAUCAAAAAAGAAGGCGGAAGAAGAGAAGAAAAAGAAAGAGCAGGAUGAAAUGAAAAAGAAAUGCGCUGAGGCUGAGUUGAAGAAACAGUGCGAAGCGCUUAAGAAAGAAAAAGCAUCAAAAAAGAAAGAGAAAGAAGAAAAGAAAAAGAAAGAGCAGCAGAAAUGCGCUGAGGCUGAAUUGAAGAAGGAGUGCGAAGCGCUUAAAAAGGAGAAAGAUGCUAAGAAAAAAGAGGCUGAAGGGGGAAAAAACAAGGAGGAAAUGAAAAAGAAAUGUGGCGAGGCAGAAUUGAAAAAGCAGUGUGAAGCGCUAAAAAAAGAGAAGAAAGAGGCGGAAAAGAAGAAAAAGCAGCAAGAUGAACCUUUACAGAAAUGCAAAGACGUUGCGAACGAUCCAUUUGACCAUAUGGAAACUGAUAAGAUGAUCCGCGAAUACGAAGAACUAAACGCCAAGCUUGAGGAAAAAUGUAAGGGAGAAACGAGCCAAGAUAGAAAAGAAGUCAGCAUGAUGCUCCGCGAAUACGAAAACCUUAUUUCCAAACUGGCAGAGAAGUGUCAGGAACUAGCAAACGAGGAUAAGAAAUGCCCUAAAGAUUAACAAAAAAUUACUAUUAAAACUACGAGUGAAGGCAGACUUUGCAGAUUGGAAAUAAGAAAUUAUGGUAUUCCUGGUCAUCGCUGUAGAAGGAUCCUGGCAACCCCAAGAAUAUCACGGACGCCACUUACGGAGUUAAGGAUGCCACUCCAUGAGGCAUGAUAAUAUGGCUCACCGGACGAUGGCGGUAGUAAAGACCGCUGUCUUCCGGUUGGAGCAGCUGUUGGCCAAUUUCUUGCAAAAGGGAAAACUGUGAAAUGGCUGUGGGGAACGGUUACGCCAACUAGGCGAUCGAUCUUUCGAUCACUGCCGUGGCCUAAGCCAUUUUAGACGAUUUGUUUCCAAUAUUGUCAAUGUCAUCAAUGGCCCAUGGAACAUGUGAAGUGCAUGUUUGGUUGGUGCUCAUGCCAUCAGCAUCAUAGUCCCCAUGGCCUUCCGCUUGUAUCCAAAUCUGUAUGCAGUAAAUUUAUAUUUUAGCCUCAGUCACUCAUGAGUUAUCUAUCGCUUUGUUUAAACAAAAAAUAAAACCACCUGUGACUGCCUUACGUUUA
This is a messenger RNA of Drosophila kikkawai, 4122 nucleotides long. Its product is annotated as axoneme-associated protein mst101(2). Lineage: Eukaryota; Metazoa; Arthropoda; Insecta; Diptera; Drosophilidae. The record is from RefSeq and is a predicted model, not a curated record.